This is a messenger RNA of Prunus persica (peach), 849 nucleotides long. RefSeq names its product probable WRKY transcription factor 43. The transcript is spliced from 2 exons. NCBI's taxonomy places the organism in Eukaryota, Viridiplantae, Streptophyta, Magnoliopsida, Rosales, Rosaceae. The coding region runs from base 60 to 572 and encodes 170 amino acids. The record is from RefSeq and is a predicted model, not a curated record. Gene Ontology annotation, molecular function: sequence-specific DNA binding; DNA-binding transcription factor activity. Gene Ontology annotation, biological process: regulation of DNA-templated transcription.
CUCGCAAUAAAUACGUGUGGUACACUUCUUAGUCAUAAUUCAUAUCCCUCAUAUUAGAGAUGGAGCACAACCAAAUACUUUUCCUGGCUUUACCAAAAUCAUCAGAGUCAGCCUCUCCUAAUCUUUCAUCAAACCCAUCAAAUAUUUCUCAAGUGUUUCCUCGUUUUCACUUUGACAGCGCAGGCCUAAUGAAGAAAGAAGCAAAAAUUUAUCAGCAUUGUGGAACCUCUUAUGGUUCAGUGGACAAGAUGAAACCCGGCAAGAAAGAAGGUGGCAAAGAGACCAAGAAGCACAAAUACGCAUUUCAAACAAGGAGCCAGGUUGAUAUACUUGAUGAUGGGUACCGAUGGCGAAAAUACGGGCAAAAAACAGUUAAAAACAGUAAAUUUCCUAGAAGCUACUAUAGGUGCACGCAUCAAGGGUGCAUUGUCAAAAAGCAAGUCCAACGCCUUUCGAAAGAUGAAGAGAUUGUUGUGACGACAUAUGAAGGAAUCCAUUCACAUCCCACUGAUGAAACUUCCGCAGAAAACUUUGACCAGAUACUGAGACAUUUACAAACAUAUAAUGCCUAAUAAAGCAGGCAAUAUUGCCACCAUGUCACAUAGGGUUGGAGGGUCUUCAAAAAGGCAAAUGGUUUUUGAUGCUAUGCUGUGCAAAUUUGCUUGAUAUGCAAAAUACAAGUCAUGCUAUCAGGCAACGAUCUGCUAAUCAAAAUGGAAAGACAAAUCUUAUACGCUUGUCUUACAUGCAUCCUCUUUUGAACAGUUUCUAGAAAAUGUUCUUUCCUCCUUGCUUUCAUGUUUCUACAUAAGCUUUUUAUUACUAUUAUAAGAUAAAUCUGCUGAGUCA